AGUCUGGAGCUUACUAUAAAGUUAGACAUUCCAGUCAAGAGGGAGAGCAGAAAGGGAUCGAACCAUGAAGGAGGACCUGAAGUUAAACAUGACCGCUGAUGACUGCAUGAAACCCAGCGACAAAGAGAAAACAAGAAUAAAGAUGAAAAACUUGAGAAACAGAAUCGGACUCUUCUUGAAGAUAAACAUACCUCAUUCCAUGCACAACAAAUCGCACAGGCCGACCGCAGACGAUGUGAGCCAGUGGGCGCAGUCGCUUGACAAACUUCUGGGUCAUAAAUACGGCAAAGCGGCUUUCUGCAUCUUCUUGAAGACCGAGUUCUGCGAGGAGAACAUCGAGUUCUGGACGGCGUGCGAGGACUUCAGGAAGCUCUCCUCACACCAGGAGUUGACAUCCAAAGCCAAAAGCAUUUACGAGGAAUUCAUCAAAAACGAAGCCCCCAAAGAGGUCAACCUGGACUUUUCCACAAAAAACAAAAUCAUCCAGAGUCUCCUGGAUCCGAAUGCAACCAGCUUUCUGGCAGCUCAGAGAAAAAUCUACAGCCUGAUGGAGAACAACUCCUACCCGAGGUUCAUUCUGUCCGACCUCUACCAAGAACUGUACGCAGCUGCGAAGAGAAGACACAACUUCUGAUUAAUUGACUCUUGACUACGCGGAUCCCCUCCCAGGGACCCGACAACUGAGCAUAAUCAAUCGAGACCUACUCAGUGGCCUAGUGGUUAGAGUGUCCGCCCCUGAGAUCGGUCGGUUGUGAGUUCAAACCCUGACCAUAACUUAACAAAACAUGAUCCGGGCCACGGAUCAUGACAGUACCUCCCCCCGUGAGGACAGAUUCCAGAUGUCCACAAAAAAAACAAGUUCAACAAUCACGGGAGGGCGGAGGGAGGACUUGGCCAAGUGUCCUCGCAACCAGCAAGGAAGAGUCAGGUGGCGGCGAAGCGUUGAACGCCAGAGAAGCACAAUUCUUGACGGUAUGCAUGGUGUCCCUGGGAUUAAAGGCCUAACUUUAUCUCCUCCAAACAUAUUCCUGGGUGUUGCUGCCAAAUAGCUAAAUUUUUGUUACAUCUGACUACAGAACUUUCCUCCAGAAGGUCUUAUCUUUGUCCAGGGGAUGUCAGAUGAAACAUAAAUCGAGCUGUUUGGCCACAAUAACCAGCAAUCUGUUUGGAGGAGAAAAGGUGAGGCCUUUCAGUGGCCUAGUGGUUAGAGUGUCCGCCCCUGAGAUCGGUCGGUUGUGAGUUCAAACCCUGACCAUAACUUAACAAAACAUGAUCCGGGCCACGGAUCAUGACAGUACCUCCCCCCGUGAGGACAGAUUCCAGAUGUCCACAAACAAAACCAGUUCAACAGUCACGGGAGGGCGGAGGGAGGACUUGGCCAAGUGUCCUCGCAACCAGCGAGGAAGAGUCAGGUGGCGGCGGCGAAGCGUUGAACGCCAGAGGUGCACAAAACAAGAACUAAGGAAGAACAUAACUAAAUAAAACAUGAUCCACCUUUACCACUUUUGACAUGUGUUUGGGGUAAUCGUCCUGUUGGAACACACGACUGCGCCCAAGACCCAACCUCCGGGCUGAUGAUUAUAGGUCGUCCUGAAGAAUUUUCAUUGUCCCAUUUACUCUCUGUAAUGCACCAACUCCAUGGGCAGCAAAACAGGCCCAGAGCGUAAUACUACCACCACUAUUCUUGACGGUAUGCAUGGUGUUCCUGGGAUUAAAGGCCUAACUUUAUCUCCUCCAAACAUAUUCCUGGGUAUUGUUGCCAAAUAGCUCGAUUUUUGUCACAUCUGACUACAGAACUUUCCUCCAGAAGGUCUUAUCUUUGUCCAGGGGAUGUCAGAUGAAACAAAAAUCGAGCUGCAAUCUGUCUGGAGGAGAAAAGGUGAGGCCAUUCAGUGGCCUAGUGGUUAGAGUGUACACCCCUGAGGUCGGAAGGUCGUGAGUUCAAACCCCGGCCGAGUCAUACCAAAGACUAUAAAAAAUGGGACCUUUUAGCUCCCUUGCUUGGCACUCAGCAUCAAAGGUUGGAAUUGGGGGUUGAAUCACUAAAACUGAUUCCUGGGCGCUGGCUCCCCUCACCUUUCAGGGGGUGAACAAGGGUUUGGGCUAAAUGCAGAGGACACAUUUCACCAAACCUCGAGUGUGUGAGACCAUCAUUGGUACUUUGACUUAACUUAACAACUUGAAGGACUUUCGACCGUGGAUUUUUAAACGGGUCUUUCAUUUCUCCCCGAUGGGAUUCUUAAGUGAUAUUUCCCUGGCCGGUCCGUAGAAAUGCAUUGUCAUACUGUGAUCAAAGCACCUGUACGCGCUGAUAUCAACCCAAAGUACGGUGUUUUGCUAAAGUCUUCAGAGCGGGUCGUGACGGUCUGAAGCAACCUGUGAAGUCAGAAUGCACUUUUGACGACACAAGACCGUUAUACGUAUGUUCUUGUCUGGUAUUGAACGGAAAUGUGUUGUUUUUUUUCUACGCAGGAUUAAUAGUUCGGUUCAUCACGAAAAUAACCCUUUGUGAAGCAACUCUUACUACCAGUCUUGCAUAACAAUAAUCAUCAUAAUUAAUUGGAUUUUUAUAAGGCGUUAUUUCAUUUUCAGAACAAUUUACAGUGAAAAAUGAUAAUAAUUAGUCACACCAUGUUGGUAAAUGAAUGAAUUUCACAAUAAGAUGUUUUAAGUGUGCAGAGAGCCUGGCUUUGCAUCCCAAAGUCAGAUCGUCGAUAUUGGUUUCCAUGACUGUUAGUAAACAUGCAUUGCUUGUUUUAUGUCAAUUUUGUUCCGUUCGGACGAGUUUAAAAUGAUUGCCUGGCUAAUUGUCAUUAGCUUGUCUGUUAUAUGUUAGCAUUGAGCUAAGGGCAUAAGAGCCAACUUUUUCCCCCCCAAGUAGGGGAAAAUGUAUCGUUGAUUUGACAUGAUUAAAACAUGUACAUGCACUUUAUAUGUAUGUUAAUGUGAAUUCCAGUGUGUGAGUGAUUUUAUUGUAAUUUCAAGUUGUUUUUUAAUGUCUAAUUUAAAAGACUGUUUUUUGUUUUUCAUAUCUGCCAAACAUUCACGAAGGGCGGAAUAUUGUAUGUAAAUAAAUGAUGUGUAAAUAAA
This is a messenger RNA of Nerophis ophidion (straightnose pipefish), 3090 nucleotides long. Its product is annotated as regulator of G-protein signaling 5-like. The record is from RefSeq and is a predicted model, not a curated record. Lineage: Eukaryota; Metazoa; Chordata; Actinopteri; Syngnathiformes; Syngnathidae. The transcript is spliced from 5 exons. Bases 65 to 634 code for a protein of 189 amino acids.